GAAACCAAGCGGAUAUAAUAUGACACGAAGAAAACAGACCACGGAGAAUCAUUUUAUCUGCAAACAAAAUCUGACCAUGUUUAGGCUAGCAGAGAACGCUUAGCUGCGUGUGAUGGCCGCCACUGUGUCCCCUUUGCGUUGUCACGCACGUCCGUGCACGUGCGUCAAAACCAUGAGCAAUGGAGCGCCACUUGCCCCCGAGGAUCUGGGAGCUCUGGACACGGUUCAGACGGUGGAGCCGCGGAGGCAGACAGCGGUGGCAGCCGGAGGGGGAAGUUGCUGUGCACGGUCGUCCACCUAGGCGUUGGAGGACUCGCUUUGAGCGAGCCACUUCCCACGUUCUGGAAGUUGGCCCCCCCACCUCUGGCAUUGAGGUACCCCGCUUUGACCUGCCUUCUUACACACAACUUCCUCUUUACACUGAUCUCUUUCCUCCUCAUUCUCCUCCACGCUUUCCUGUUCCUUCUGCUAUUCUUUCCACACCUCCUCCUCCCUAUUCUCCUCCACGCUCUCCUGUUCCUUCUUCUGUUCCUUCCACACCCCCUCCUCCCUAUUCUCCUGUUCCCUCUUGCUCUUUUGCUGCUCCUCAUUCUCCUCCACGCUCUCCUGUUCCUUCUUCUGUUCCUUCCACACCCCCUCCUCCCUAUUCUCCUGUUCCUUCUUGCUCUUUUGCUGCUCCUCAUUCUCCUCCACGCUCUCCUGUUCGUCUUUCUUCUGUUCCUUCCACGCCCCCUCCUCCUUAUUCUCCUGUUCCUUCUUGCUCUCCGGCUCCUCCUCUUUCUCCUCCAUGCUCUUUUGCUCCUUCUUCUUCUAUUCCACCUUCACCCCCUGCUCCUUCCCCUCUGGUUCCACUUAUUGUGGCUCCUUCUGAGCUGCCCUGUGUUCCCGAUGCUGGCCUUUCCCUGUCUCCUGUUAUUCAGGACUCAGGCUCCACAGUGGAAGGGACCAGCGAGGACUUAGCGGUUGGGGAAACCAACGAGGCUCCUAGCAGCAGCAGCAGCAGCAGCAGCAGCAGCAGCAGCACACCUGGUAGAGGUAGGGAGGACAGUGAUGAGGAGGGGGCUGCUCCCAAAAGACCAUGUUUUACUGUGAGACACUGUGUCACACAGUAAACUUGGUCUUUGCCUUUGUUGGAUGGCAGCAGCCACCUCUUUGUUCACGGAUAACUGGCCUCUGUUUUUGACAGGACCAGUUUAUCCUACUGUCUUCUUUUUUUUUUCUUGAUUUCUUUCUUCAUAAUUUUAAAUAUUCAUCCAAACCCUGAGAACUAGCCUUUGCGUCUGGCUGGGCAGUUCUUGUCCCAGGUAGCGUCUGGCACUGGGACCUUUCUUUCUUUCCUGGAUGAAUACAGGUUUGAAUGUUAAUAUUUACCCUGAGAACUAGCCUUUGCGUCUGGCUGGGCAGUUCUUGUCGCAGGUUGCGUCUGGCACUGGGGCCUGCGUUUACAGUUCAGCAUGGUGGUGGGAUGGACUUUUCUUUCACCCUGGAGGCUGAGUUCAGCGCCUGGCAGGGCCUUCGACCCCCCCCAUGCAAGUUGCUCUAGCGUCUGGCAGGGGAGCAGUGCCACUGAUACUGAUGUACUGACCAGUGUGUCUGUCAGUCCAGCAGACAAAGUUUCAUAAGGAGAAGGCGCUGAGGGCACGAGGAGAAGGAGAAGGUGACACCAGGCAAUGAGACGACCGAUCUGGACCAUGGUCCUGCAGUCCAAGGAGAUGUCAGAGCGAUUGCAGGAACUACGGCUGCACAAUUACAUUCAGUGCAGCUGUGGAGGAUGGACACAACAGACACCAUAGGACCACCUGGAGAGAAGUUGUCACCUGUGUCUAUGGAGGCUCAAUGCUCAUCCUUCGGCUCUUUGCUCCCUCCAGCCUCCGGUCCCGACAGAGGGGAGCCUCCCA
Messenger RNA from Betta splendens (Siamese fighting fish), 1898 nucleotides. RefSeq lists its product as uncharacterized. The transcript is spliced from 9 exons. Bases 180 to 1112 code for a protein of 310 amino acids. The record is from RefSeq and is a predicted model, not a curated record. Lineage: Eukaryota; Metazoa; Chordata; Actinopteri; Anabantiformes; Osphronemidae.